AUGUCUUCAGUUACCAUUUUCUACGCUACAGAAGGUGGCUCAUACGAGGCUGUGGAAAAUGACACGCAGGUGAGAGAGUUCAUCUUCUUGGGUUUCUCCAGCCUCCCAAACCGCCCAAUCUUCCUCUUUGUUGCGUUCCUGGCUGUCUACCUGGCUAUUGUGAUGGGUAACCUCAUGAUAGUAAUCCUGGUCCUGGUGGAUUCCUGCCUUCACAGCCCCAUGUACUUCUUCCUCUGUCACCUCUCCUGCUUGGACAUUUGCAUCUCCACCGUUGUCUUCCCCAAGAUCCUUGUCAACUUCGUGCUCCGACAAAACACCAUUUCCUACAAGCAAUGCAUGGCACAAACUUUCUUCCUGAUUGGCUUUGCGGGCUGUGAGCCCGCACUGAUGGCCGUCAUGGCCUAUGACCGCUACGCCGCGAUCUGCAGGCCCCUGCACUACUCUCUCCUCAUGAGCAAGAGGGUGUGCAUCCAGCUGGCAUCUGCCACUUAUGUCUUGGGCUUCCUGGACUCAGCAGUCCACGCUGCCUUGGCCUCACAGUUGUCCUUCUGUGGAGUCAACCAGAUUCCACACAUCUUCUGCGAUGUCCCUCCACUGUUAAAAAUCGCCUGCAGCGAUACACAUGUCAAUGAACUGACCAAUCAUAUCACAAGCCUCUUUGUGGGCCUGGGCCCUUUCCUCUUCAUCAUCCUCUCCUAUGUCUGCAUCUUGGCCUCCGUUCUGCGGAUUCGCUCUAAAGGCGGCCGGCGCAAAGCCUUCUCCACUUGUGCUUCUCACGUAAUCGUUGUCGUUGUCUGUCUUGGAAACGGAUUCCUGAACUACAACCGGCCAAGCGCUGGCUACUCCCUAGAAAUAGACACACUGGUCUCCGCCAUGUUCUGCAUAGUCGCCCCAAUGCUGAAUCCCCUCAUCUACAGCCUCCGGAACAAGGAGGUGAAGGGGGCCCUCAGGAAGGUUCUGAAGAAGUGGACAAAUUAA
Molecule: messenger RNA, 978 nt
Organism: Euleptes europaea (tarantolino)
Lineage: Eukaryota; Metazoa; Chordata; Lepidosauria; Squamata; Sphaerodactylidae
Product: olfactory receptor 1019-like
Exons: 2
Coding region: 1-978 (325 amino acids)
Biological process (GO): G protein-coupled receptor signaling pathway
Cellular component (GO): membrane
Molecular function (GO): G protein-coupled receptor activity; olfactory receptor activity
Source: RefSeq, a predicted model, not a curated record